Molecule: messenger RNA, 1205 nt
Organism: Phlebotomus argentipes
Lineage: Eukaryota; Metazoa; Arthropoda; Insecta; Diptera; Psychodidae
Product: superkiller complex protein 8
Exons: 2
Coding region: 109-1092 (327 amino acids)
Cellular component (GO): Cdc73/Paf1 complex
Molecular function (GO): protein binding
Source: RefSeq, a predicted model, not a curated record
CAGUCCAUUGUUUACAAUUUGCAUUGACGAGCGUGCUUGCAUUUUGCCGGAAAACUCCUGGAAAAUAACACUUUUCCUCACAUAUUUCUAGUUUAUUCCAUUCUCAAGAUGUACUCUCUGCUGCACAAGGAGGAGAAUGCCCACGAUGUCAACAUCUGGUCCUGUGCUUGGGGCAGAACGACAUCCUCAAGCCGCAACGACGAUGACCCAGACAACAGCAGAGACUCGAUGGCGAGCGAUGUAGGCGACAAGAUCAGUGACUUCAUCGUGACCGGCGGACUGGAUGACAUCGUCAAAGUCUGGGAUCUCACUGACAAUCGCCUCCGGCUGAGACAUCAGAUGACCGGUCACUCGCUGGGAGUCGUGUCAGUGGCCGUGAGCUCUGACGGGAAGACAAUCGUCAGCAGUUCAUUGGAUUCCAGCCUGUGCUUCUGGAGCUCAGAGACCGGUCAACUCCUGAAUCAAGUCUCCCUGGGACCUGUUGAUCUCUGGACUGUGGCCUUCUCUCCGUGCGACAAGUACGUCAUCUCAGGCUCUCACGAUGGCAAGAUUUCGCUGUACAGCGUGGAGACCGGCAAGCCUGAGCAGGUUCUGGAUCCGCAGAACGGAAAGUUCACCCUCAGCAUAGCCUACAGUCCGGAUGGGAAGUACAUUGCCAGCGGAGCAAUCGACGGCAUCAUCAACAUCUUCGACGUGUCAGCGGGGAAAGUGGCUCAAACGCUGGAGGGACACGCAAUGUCUGUGAGGAGUUUAUGCUUCUCUCCAGACUCCCAGAUGCUCCUCACCGCCUCUGACGAUGGUCACAUGAAGCUGUACGACGUGGCUCACUCAGACGUGGUGGGAACUUUGUCUGGACACGCUUCCUGGGUGCUGUCGGUGUCCUUCUCGGGCGACGGACGAUUCUUCUCUUCCAGUUCCAGUGACAAAUCCGUGAAGAUCUGGGAAGUGGCGACUCGCAGCUGUCUGCACACAUUCACAGAGCACGCUGACCAGGUGUGGGGCGUGAGCUACAGUCCGGACAGCAACAAGGUGGUGUCGGUGUCCGAGGACAGGAACAUCAACCUGUACGACUGCCCCAAGAAUGCUGUGUAGAGUCUUAAGUGGAGCGAAAGAGAUAAAUUGCGUGAAACUGAUUGCGUGCGACUUUACACUCACACAUCAUUUUCUUACAUCACCGCGCGCUCAGUGGCCGCGGAAUCAACACA